Messenger RNA from Loa loa (African eye worm), 191 nucleotides. RefSeq lists its product as hypothetical. The record is from RefSeq and is a predicted model, not a curated record. The transcript has a single exon. Lineage: Eukaryota; Metazoa; Nematoda; Chromadorea; Rhabditida; Onchocercidae. The annotation marks the transcript as partial.
AUGAUGCUCCAACGGAUUAUGGUAGAUCUUGAUAAAGAAAAUGACAUUCACAUUCGAUAUCGUAUCGGUGGAAGCUCAUUCAACUUAUGGCGACAGACGGCCCACACCAAAACCACCAAUCACUCUGUCCGAGAGCUAAUUUUUGUUUGCGAUGAAGCCUUUGUUGCUCACAAAGAAACAGCUCUGCAGAG